UUACAUACACAACAGUUUGCAACGCAACUCGUAGCCAUCUCGUGCGUUUUGUGAUGAAUCGGUUGCGCGGUUAUUUUACGUGAUAAAGUGAAUAAUUUUCCCCACGAAUCAAGAUGGCCACACCGACGAUGAUGGCCGUUACGCUGCUUACGCGCGCCAUCGAAUACGAUGUGGUUGGACGCAAGCUGGAAGCGCUUAAGCUGUACGAAGAUGGCAUCGAAUCGCUGCUAAAGGAAUCCAAAGCCGAAACGGACCCAAAGCGGAAGCAGCACUAUCAGACCAAAAUCGUGGAGUAUAUGAACCGGGCGGAACAGGUGAAGGAACUGGUCACCCGAUGGAAGAGCAAGGGUGUGAUUAGCGACCGGAUACACAUCGUGGAGGGUGCCACCGGGUACAGCUACGGCCGAAUAUUUGGCAAAUACUUUAACGACGAAGUGCACGAGAUACUGCUCGAGGAGCCGUAUGUGCGGGAGCACCACCAGAUUUGUAAUUUGGUGAUGUUCUGCGAGCUGGCCGUGAACAGUUGCCGCAAUCUGAAGUACAUCCAGCUGGCCACGGUUAAGGAGGCAAAGAAUGGUGACGAACAGGGUCGGGCGUUCGAAGUGCUGAAGCAAAGUUUACACAAACAAGCCGUCAAGUUUGUGGUGGAAUACUCGGAACACAUGCACGAUCGACAAGUGAUACUUAGCAAUGGAUACGUCAUUAAGAUUGGUCGCGGCCUGAACUACUUCAAACCGUCCCCGAGCAAGUACUGUCUCGGCGCCUUCAACUACCAUUUCCGGGAGUGCCGGGAAACGAACGUGGACGUGUUCUACUGUCCGGAGAAUAAUAAAUCAUGACUCUCUCAAUAAAGUCAUCGGAAGUUUGAUGCGCAUAAGCAAAAACAAAAAAAAAACGACAAACGAACAAAUAAAGCACUGAACUUAACAACAAAA
Messenger RNA from Anopheles merus, 935 nucleotides. Its product is annotated as MIT domain-containing protein 1. The transcript has 3 exons. The record is from RefSeq and is a predicted model, not a curated record. Bases 114 to 839 code for a protein of 241 amino acids. NCBI's taxonomy places the organism in Eukaryota, Metazoa, Arthropoda, Insecta, Diptera, Culicidae.